Messenger RNA from Lutzomyia longipalpis, 1791 nucleotides. RefSeq lists its product as uncharacterized. The record is from RefSeq and is a predicted model, not a curated record. Lineage: Eukaryota; Metazoa; Arthropoda; Insecta; Diptera; Psychodidae. Gene Ontology annotation, biological process: vesicle-mediated transport. Gene Ontology annotation, cellular component: membrane. The transcript has a single exon. The coding region runs from base 215 to 826 and encodes 203 amino acids.
UUAUAUGAGAAAAAAAGGAAAUUGAGAAAAAAAUCCCAAAAUUUAGAAAUUAAUACAAAAAAUGACUAAAAAAUAUUCAUUAAAAAAACCUUUAAUACUUUUGCAACAAACCGAUAAAAAACUCUCCAAUCUCCACAAUUUUUGUCUCCAAAUCUGUGACGUGUUGUUCGUGUCAAGAAUAAGAUUUUGUGCAGUAGUUUAGUGUGCAAAAAGAAUGGCAAAUUUGAAGCAAGAUUUGGAUGAAUAUCUGCUGCUGCAGAGUGACCAGAAGAAGACAUUUAAGGUUGAUGUGAAGCUGCCACAAAUAAAGGUUCCGGAUGUGGGAAAGUUGUUUCGGAAGAGUGAACAGGAGCCAGCAAAUAGCUGGCUCCGGGAAACACAGGACACUUGUUGCCCCAAACUCUCCCGGAUGCAGCGUAUUGUGGCCUUUGUGACGUGCCUGGCACUUGGGCUCUUCUGCUUUACCCUGUCAACAUUCUACAUUCCCAUUCUUGUGCUGAAAUCCCGAAAAUUUGCCCUUCUGUACACACUGGGGAGUUUAUUCUUCAUCCUCAGCUUUGGCUUCCUGUCGGGCUUCACGACGAUGGUGCGGCAGAUGUUCACACGGGAGAGGAUUGUGCUGUCGCUCAGCUACACAGGAUGCCUAAUGGCUACGCUGUAUUUUGCCAUGUGGGCACAGAGUACUGCUCUCACUGUACUCUUUGCCGUUCUGCAGAUUAUCUGCCUCCUUUGCAUGGUCAUCUCAUCGAUCCCUGGGGGUGUGAGUGGGAUGAAAUUCUUCGGGCAGAUGUUUAAGACUUCCGUAAGCAAUACGCUGCCCGUUUAACGCCCCCUAGUUGGCAUACAACACUGAUAUAUAGUCAAUAAGUUUGCGCAAAAGAAACCCAGAGAUAUCGACGGAAAGCUGUGUUAAGAAAAAAAUAAGAAUUCUUUUUGUAUUUAAUGGAUAAAAUAAGACCAAAAAAGACACACCGCAUGAGCUGUAUGAGAUUGCAUCCAGCCCCAUUGAGUGCAAUUGCAGCAAAAAAGGAGGAGACAAAAAUGAAUUACGACGCUAUACGUGGUAAUUGGACGAUGUGACUUGCCUUGGCAAUCCGCGAAGGUCGAAUGUCGCCAAUUUGUCCACCCCGAAACACCUGGAUGCGCACCAAAGAAGCUCCUCCAGUUGAUGCGAGACUCUCCGUGUGUCCACAUCGCAACAAUGGGCAUCUUCUGCUUCAUCUUCAUCACCCUCGCCGUGGUCACAGGUGCUCAAUUUAGGCUUCUGGACGUACCAGAGGCAUCGGGAUUGGUUAAAGAGGAUGCCACCGGAAGUCGUUUGCUUGAAAUUCGUGUUGUCAAUGCACCACCAUCCCCAACGCCGCGAACAAGGAAAAUCCACUCACAUCUCCGUGAAGAAAUACCCUCCAAUGCAAUUGAAGAGAAAAAUCCCCCCGGGAUUGUGAGAAUCUUCCUGGAACCAACAGCCACGAAGAAAUCCGGCAAUCGUGAGCGGUAUCGCGGGUACAAGACAAAGUGCAAAUGCGAGAGGAUUUGGAAGUGCAGGAAGAUGCAACAAUCCAUCGGUAGAUGCCCAUCAGAUCAUUUUAUGUGCUGCUCUUGAUCUCCUCCAGCCGUGGCAGCUCAUACUCUACGUCAAUUGUGGAAGCUUCUCUUGCCCAGCUUUCUCUGGACAAUCAGCAAGAUUCCCGGAUUGCAGCUCAAAAGCUCAUAUCAAGGUGUUCAGAUCACAAAGUAUUUCGAUAUAAAGAAAACAUAUAAUAAAUUUUUUAUAAACUCCUUAGAGAAAAA